Cuscuta epithymum is the source of this 1547-nucleotide messenger RNA. The record is from the annotation of a GenBank genome assembly. NCBI's taxonomy places the organism in Eukaryota, Viridiplantae, Streptophyta, Magnoliopsida, Solanales, Convolvulaceae.
UAUAUAUAAAACUAAAAAGAAAACAAUCCCCCGGCCUUCUUUGAUCGCUGCCUGCUACCGUUCCAUCUCUUUCACCGCUCGUCUCCGUGCCGCCAUUUCAGCUCCGCCGUCGGCUUCUCACGGCGUCUGAUCUUCUCCGCACUGCCAUCUCCACGCAAUCGAUACCCCACCGCGACCGCUCGGCGCCGUGCCUCCAUCCCACUGAGGUAGGUUUGGGUGUCUCUGGGAUUUAACCUGUCAUUGGAAGCAGGUCACUGUCAUAGGAGUGGAAGCGGAUUGUUCUGAGUUGAACCAUGAGAGUUCAGAUCCAUGAAGCGAAUUCCUCCUUGAAACUGAUCUUCUUUGGCGGGAAAACUCUCAACUCACCACUUCACCUCCUUAACAAAAACAUAAACUUUCCAACCAUGGGUCACCGUAAUCUAAAGAUAAAGUGCAGUGUUCGCUUUCGCCCUUGUAUUGAUAUACACAAGGGAAAAGUAAAGCAGAUUGUUGGAUCCACUCUUCAAGACACGAAAGACGAAAAUGCAAGUCUUGUAACCAAUUUCAUAUCUGAUAAGUUGGCUGCAGAAUAUGCUAAGAUUUAUAAAGAUGAUGGGCUCCCAGGCGGUCAUGUAAUCAUGCUUGGAGCUGACCCGCUGAGCCAAUCAGCAGCAAUUGAAGCCAUAUGUGCUUAUCCUGGUGGCUUGCAAGUUGGAGGCGGUAUCGAUUCAAACAAUGCAGCCAGUUACAUAGAAGCCGGAGCAAGCCAUGUCAUCGUUACCUCUUAUGUAUUCAAGAAUGGGAAAAUGGACACUGACAGACUAAAGAAGCUUUCUCAAGUUGUUGGAAAGCAGAGACUUGUUUUAGAUCUCAGUUGCCGUAAGAAGGAGGGUAAGUAUGUAAUUGUCACAGAUAGAUGGCAGAAGUUUAGUGAUGUACAUCUAAAUCAGGAAGUUCUGAAUUUUCUUGCCCAGUAUGCGGAUGAAUUUUUAGUCCAUGGAGUUGACGUUGAAGGAAAGAAGCUGGGAAUAGAUGAAGAGCUAGUGGCACUGCUUGGCAAGUAUUCCCCUAUUCCAAUCACAUAUGCUGGCGGCGUAACUGAAAUAGCGGAUUUGGAGCGGAUAAAGAUAGCAGGGAUGGAUCGUGUGGAUGUUACAGUGGGAAGUGCUUUAGACAUAUUUGGUGGAAACAUGGCAUACCAAGAUGUUGUGACUUGGCACAGACAGCAGGAACAUUUGGCAGCUUAACGGCUGGGAGGGGGGUUGGCCCACCUCAGAGCAAACCGAGUGAGCACCCCAAUUCAAUGAUGUCGGCAGAGCUCUUGGCGCCUUGGCAGGGUCUGUGGCGACAUUAUCUCACAACACCGCCUCUUGUCGUCUGUUGACUAGUCCUCGGUAUAACUCGUCUUAUUGCUCUUAUAUACGGACUACAGACUAUAUGUUAUUGAGAUUUAAUACUACUAUGAAACAAUUGAACUGAUAAUAUGAAUAUCCAAAAUCUACAUGCUAGUUUGUAUCCAUAUUUCUGGUAGCUAGUUUUGUAUGGACGACUUGUAUUGUACUUAUUCA